AAGAAAUGCAGCGAUGUAAGGAUGCAAAGAUGUAUGGGGUACAGGGGUAUAAAGGAAGCAGGAAUGUAAGGAAUGCAGGGGUAUAAUUAAUGCAAGGAUAUAAGAGAUGUAGGAAUAUAAGGGAUACAUAUAGGGUUGAGUCCCGUUAGACCUCCAGAGACAAAAUAUAAUAAAUAACUGGGAAGGGUGAACCGAGGCCCAUGAGGAGAGUUGCCGCGAGGCCCCAUACUUCUUUCCAUGCUUUAUAUUGGUUAACUUUUAGCGUUGGAGUUUAUGCUGGUAUAUACAUAAGUCAGAAUUAUGAGGUACCUCGAGUAGAUGAACCAGCUAAAAUAAUAGAACGAAUAAAGAAAUUUGCAGAUGAAUACAAAAAGAAAUAAUAAUUAAUAAUAAUUUAUUUUAUGAUUUAACAUAAUAUAUUAUGCAUAUGUGUAUAUAAAUAUGUAAUACAAUCCUUUUGAUUUUUAAUAAAUCAUUUUGUGUAAUA
Molecule: messenger RNA, 487 nt
Organism: Osmia bicornis bicornis
Lineage: Eukaryota; Metazoa; Arthropoda; Insecta; Hymenoptera; Megachilidae
Exons: 3
Coding region: 201-380 (59 amino acids)
Source: RefSeq, a predicted model, not a curated record